Messenger RNA from Mus pahari (shrew mouse), 5294 nucleotides. It is a transcript of the gene Luzp2, whose product is annotated as leucine zipper protein 2. NCBI's taxonomy places the organism in Eukaryota, Metazoa, Chordata, Mammalia, Rodentia, Muridae. Bases 719 to 1756 code for a protein of 345 amino acids. The record is from RefSeq and is a predicted model, not a curated record. The transcript is spliced from 12 exons.
GACGCAAUGGCCAAAAGAGGGGAAGACCCUGACGCACCAGAACCCAGAGCCGCGGACUUUGUGUUGGUUCUGGUCCCCUUCUACACUAGAGACCACUAACCUCAUCUGGGUAACCGGCUUCUGGUCUGCAUGGGCUGCUGCUCCACUCUAUCUGCAGCAGGCAAGCCAUUAUGCCUCUAAUCAGAGCAGUAUUUUAAGCUUACUCUCCAAGCAACAUCUCUGCAAAAGCAAGCUGGUGAGAGACGCCUGCUCUGGACCCCAAAGAGUCUGGAGUCCUUCCCAGCGAAUUGUCUCUCACCCUGCGGAGGACGCCAGCUCAAUUACUGGAGAAAGAGGUUGGUCCUUGCCACCGCCCUCCCCUCCUGUCUUCAGUAGGAGCGGAGAAGAGGAGAUCCGCUCCAGUGCGCACGGGAGUGACCAAGUACAGCUGCCUACUAGGGCAGCGACCUGGACGCGGGUCCUUUCCUCCUCCCGCGGCUACACCCGCCCUGUGCGCCUUGAACACAGCGCUGGACCAUCCCGGCAGGGCUCCGGGGUGACAUCACUCCUGAAGAUACUCGCACUCUGGUCCUUGUCUUUACAAAGCCUCUAUCCGUGUCUCUGUGGGUCUCGGGAGAGGGCUCCGGGCUUCGGAAAGAGAGCAGGACACUGAGCAGCAACUGACGGGAGGAAGCAAAAGAGCAGAGUCCAGCGAAGGAGUACCCGAGCUGGCGGCGACAUGAAAUUCAACGCCGCACACUACCUGCUGCCCCUGCUGCCUGCACUCGUCCUCAGCACCAGACAGGACUAUGAAGAGCUAGAGAAGCAGCUGAAGGAAGUCUUUAAGGAGCGUAGCACAGUCCUGAGGCAGCUGACAAAGACAUCCAGACAACUGGAUGGGAUCAAAGUCAACCUUCAGUCUUUGAAAAAUGAUGAGCAAUCUUCCAAAACCGAUGUUCAGAAGCUUCUGGAGUUAGGCCAGAAACAAAGGGAGGAAAUGAAGUCUCUCCAGGAAGCCCUGCAGAAUCAGCUUAAAGAGACAUCUGAGAAAGCAGAGAAGCAUCAGGCCACAAUUAAUUUUUUGAAGACUGAAGUGGAAAGAAAGAGCAAAAUGAUCCGUGACUUACAGAAUGAGAAUAAAAGUUUGAAAAACAAAUUAUUGUCAGGAAGCAAGCUGUGUGGGAUUCACGCAGAAGAGUCUAAAAAAAUCCAAGCCCAGCUGAAAGAGCUCCGUUAUGGGAAGAAAGAUUUGUUAUUUAAGGCCCAACAGCUCACUGAACUGGAACAAAAGCUAGCAGUAGCCAAAAAUGAACUUGAGAAAGCAGCUCUUGACAGGGAAUCACAGAUGAAAGCAAUGAAAGAGACAGUACAACUCUGCUUGUCAUCAGUUUUCCGUGAUCAGCCUCCUCCUUUGAGUCUCAUGCCAUCAAAUCCAACCCAGAUGUUACAUCCACCCAGGACUGUUGCUUCCAGGAUUCCAGAAGCCAGGACAAAAAGCAAGUCACAACCAAGUUCUCCAGGACAUCAUGACAGCUCUCAAGUUCAGGCAACAAAAGAAGAGAGUAGGAGAUCCUCUGUGUGUGGUCCUCAAGAUGAGGGUAGUUCCUGUUUGGUGAAGCACGAGGAGGGUCCCCAAAGUAACAGCACUGCAGAAUCAGAGCUCACAACACAGAAAUUACAAAUGCCUAUUUGUUCUGAGUGUGAGGAGAAAAAAGGCCCAGAAAAACCAUCAGCCAGUUUCGAUGGGACUCCAGCUAGAGAAGAAAAGCUACUGUAAACAGGAGGUGUGGGAUCCAGAGCUUCUCUGUCAUCGACAUGUUUCUAGAGUACAGGCUUGCGGGGAACACCACGUUUCUAAAGCAUGCAACUUUUACAAAACUUUAUGUAACUUUAUAAUGUGGACUACACAAUUUGCAAAAGAUUCCAAGCUGACUAUGAACCUUAGCAAUAAUCUAAUCAAAUGGAUUUCUUCACCCAUGCGUAUCUAACUGUCUUCUUUAAAAUUACCCAAUAUAAAUUGAUCUGUUUUCAGCUAAAACACAGCUGCAACAUUUUUUGGUCUUUGUGUGGAUAUUUAGUACUUCUAAGAUCUAGUUGGUACCAUCAACUGGAAGAUGAUCAACUAUGAGUCCUGGUGAUUUUAAAAUUGCAAACAUAUGAAGGUUUGGUCCACAGUGACAAACUAGUGUCAUUUCUUCCAAAGUUGGAAUUUGCAGGCCAGAAUACAUUAUUUUAGAUAUUUAUUGCUUGGCUCAUUACAUUAACUUAAUAACCAUUUGAUAUAAAUUAUGACCAGUAAAUUUGGUUAAUGAUAAGUUAGUUACCGGAGAGCAUUAGUUAGAUUUAAUAAUAUGAUAUACAUACAAGGUUUUUCAUUUUUAGAAUGAAUGACAGCUAUCUUUCAUAGCAUCUUUUAAAUUUUAAAACAUUCUUUGUGCAUAUUCACUAAUGUUGUUUCAAGAUGUGAAUCAAGCUGUCUGAAGUGCCAGUUUUAUUUUUUUCUGAUGUUAGUUGAUAAAAUGUACAAUGGUAAAAUUUUUAAAAUAUUAACAUAUAAAGUGUCCAUAGAUACUUUAGAAUGGACAUUUGAUUAAGGCAAGAUGACAUGGAAUAAUUUUUUAAAAGCAAUGAUGUUUUAGCUUUGAAGAUAGGAUUUUAUAUGAGAAUAUCACAGAUCAAAAGAUCCAGACUGUGGCAUAAUUAUAGUAUAUAAUUCCUAAUCAAGAAAGAUGGACAUAAAAUGAUAAUAUAUUCAAACACCACUUGGCAGAUAAAAACUGACCAACGGAUGAAGUCAGGAAGUCCACAUUCACUGAGUACAUCCACUUCUCUUGGUUAAACACUUUCAAAGUACAGGGGAAAAAAAAAGAUUAAAACCACUGGCUGUAUAGAAUUACUCUGCCAUACCCCAAUUAACACCUUUAGAGAACGUAUCCCAGAAUAAACAAGUUUAAAGAAAUCAGUUGGACUUAAUUUCUAGAAUCCAAUGCCAUGUAUGUGGUACACUCAAAGAAGCUUAUUGAACUCUAGAAUUAGAUAAAGCUGAUGGCAGAGAAAAGAAGACCACUGCAUUAAUUCUACAUGCAGGGUAGUUUUGUGGGGUUUGUCAGCAUUGUCACUCUUAAAAGGAUAGAUGAAACUGGAAACAUCCCAGAUGCCCCUCAGCCGAAGAAUGGAUACAGAAAAUGUGGUUCAUUUCUUCAAUGGACUACUACUCAGCUAUUGAAAGCUAACAUUCCUUAACUCCAGGUCAAAAGGAUCCAAUGGCCCCUUGUAACUUCUAUGGGCACCCAGAACUCACUUAGUGCACAGAAAUACAUGUGGAAAGAACACCUGUGUACAUUUUAAUAUAUCUGUGGUCACAUUUAAAAAAAAGGGGGGGGAAGAAUUCAUACAUUUUUUUCGAUGAACUGACCAAGAUAAAAUAUAAGAUCAGGAGACAAAUUCUGUACUCACAUCUCCAGUUCAGUAUCACUCCACCUCCAGUUUCAUAUAAUACUAAAUUCUCUUAAUAGAAUAAUACAUCUAUACUUUUCUAUUUCUUUUUCUUUUGAAGCAAAACCUUUUUUGGAGUAAAAAAAAAAAUGUAUGUGUCAAGUUCGGCUCAAAAUUAAUACAAAGUGAAGUAUGACCUUAAGCUCUUUACCCUCCUUCCUCUAUUUCCCAAGGGAUGAGAGUUUCAGCCACUCACCAUCACUACAGUACUGAAAAGUACCAGUUCAGUUUUCAUUUAAGAUUACCUUUCCACUCUUAUCUAGGGCAUUGAUUUCCUGCCUCAUCCCUGUGGAUCCCGCAGGAUACUAGUCACUUGUUCUUCACAUGGCUGGUUGUGAAUAUCUGUGACUCCAUGUAGGAAUGACUGGAUAAGGAGUUCCAAGUUCAAGCAACCUUGUUUUCUAGUUUUCUGUUUUGCCUUUGCUUUGACUUCCUGUUCUAGAAUGUGGUGGUAUAAUCACUUUGCUUUUCUCAACUCUUGGAAUGAUAAAAUCGGUUUUAAUCAAUAGGGUAAAAUUUCCUCCUAAAAUAUAUGCAUUCUUGUGUAUCUACAGGUUUUCUCUAGGUUGUUUGUCAUAGCAUUUACUACCUAUUAUUGAAAGAGACACUGUAAGAGCAGGAGGUUUUAUUCUAACCACCUUUAAGGAACAUUACAAAAGUUCAUUUAGUAGUCUGAUAGGGUUAUGUUAAUAUGAUUUGAGGUAUUUCUUUAAUUAAUGUGUUUUGUCUCUCUUGGCCCUUGCCUUCCUUUGAGAAUGGAAUUGAAAUAUUUAAAUUAUUUUCCUUACCUGUUUUCUAUUUUUCUUAACUACCAGCUUUACACUAGACAUCAUUUGAAGAAUUAAUAUUCAAUCACUGACCAUUCUGACCUGGAAAGAAUAUUAUCAAAUAUAUUUAUAAUACAUGGUGUGAUUCUGUUGCAAUGUUAAGUGAAGAAAUAAAACUUGGAGUUUACACACAGCCCAUUGAUUGCUGUUGAGGAUUUCCCCAUGUUUUCUAGUGAAAUAACAUAUUUAAUAUGUCCUUCCAGAACAGAGAACAAAUUUCUCUAUUUUAUAAUAUUAUAAUAUAAUAACAACUCAAUUUAAAGUGUGAAUUGAAGACAAUGUACUCAUUUGUAAAUUAGCAAACUUUUGAACUCUGUCUUUUCUUUUAUGUACAUAAACUGUCAAUAAACUAGUGCCUCAGACCUGUGAGCCCUAAUGAGCACUGGCUGUGUCUGUCGAUUGGGUCAUACACAGAAGAAGAUGGUUCAGGCAUUCAUCUGGAUAAAAAUUUCUUCAAAUAUCUAAAUGUAGAAAAUACCAGUGGCUGACAUUGUUUUUGUCCUUAAGCAGCUAAUUAGCGUAGCUUGCAGUUUUACUCACAAUUUUGUUUCAUACAAACACACUGAAUUACUAACUCAAUACAGCUGAGGUAUGGGGCAGGGGUUGUUUUGUUUUUGCUUGUUUUGUUUUUGUGGUCUUUUGUUUGUUUGUUUGGGGGUUUGUGGAACAGACAUUUGCUGUUUUAGGUGGACAAGGUGUAAAACUGGACUGAAAUUAAAUUUGUGAAUUUGCUAUAAGUAAAUCCUUUAUUUUUAUAGCUCAGGUAUUAUAAUUAUCACUAAUUGCAGCACAGGAGGUGGAAAUAAAAAUUGGGCCCAUGCAAUAGGGCGAGUCAUGAACACGAUGGUUUUUUACAUAGGCAACUAUACUGGCAAAUGUUCACAUCUCCAAGCUGUGUGUUCAUCUGGAUUGUGUCACAUGAUGGUCAAGUAUUGAAAACUCAAAAGUGCUGAAAGUGGCCUAUUCUUCUUCAAUAAAACAAUUUGUUACAAA